GACAGAUACUUCCGCUGCCAACAUGGCGUUCACGUUGUACAGUUUGAUAGAGGCUGUGAUUUUAUGUUUAAAUGCAGUGUGUGUUCUACACGAGGAACGGUUUCUUGCCAAAGUUGGAUGGGGUGCUGACCAGCGAGGGUUUGGAGAGGAACCAGGAAUAAAGACACAAAUGCUCAACCUUAUUAGAUCUAUUAGAACUGUUAUGAGGAUACCUUUAAUAGGAAUCAACGUAGCUGUGAUAUUACUGAAGCUUGUGUUUGGAUAACAGGAGGAGGUUCCAGUGGCUACAUGUGACUAUUGUUUUGCACCCAUCCAGCAAGUACUGGAUGAGAAAUAUUCAUCGGUGUGCCUUUUAGGAAAAUCAUAAAAUAAUUUCAUCUUUCAUAUGAUUGUGACGACUAAUAAAAUUAACACUUUUCUUUUUUUAAUUUUGGAUGAAUCUAUGAUAAUGUAAAGACAGUAUGAUCUAAAUUAUGUUGAUGAAGACCUCUUCUAGAAAACGGAAAUGCUCAAGAAACAUCACAGGGACGAAAUAAAAAGAUAUUGAGCCAGAUUGCAAAUGGGCUGGCAAAAAGAAGAGAAUGCUGGAGAAGAAUAAAGAAAAAUCAUAUCAUGUUCUUUCUUAGAAAUACAGCUUUUCUAUAUUGAUUUGAUAUGCCAUUUUCAUCAACAUUAUUUCGGAUCAGAUAAGUAAUGUAUUGUUUUGGUUAAAAGGAAACCAGUGACAUUGUUCUAAAAUUCAGGAUGCAAUGUUACCUUUUGUGCCAAGUAAAAGGAUUCAUUAUGUUCAGGGCUGAAAUUUGAACACAAAUGUGUCUUGCAAAGUAAUGGCAAGUUUCAUUCAUUUCAAACUUUAAACUGACCAGGAAGAACAUACUUAUUGCAGAGAAUCAAGCAUAGUUUGAAGUCACAAACUAGCAGGAUAGGUUCAUGAUAAAUUGGAAGAAAAUACCUUGGCAAAUAAUCCUUUUCUCCAUGCAUAUAGUGAUGAUAUUAGGUGAAUACAUAAGUAAAGAGUGCAUUGUGGAGCAUGUCAAUACAUUACAUUGAUUGCUAUGCUGUAAAUAAAAAGAUGUGGGCCCAAUUGCAUGACUUUCAUCAUGUGUAAGUGUAAAAGUUCUAAAGAUAGCGAAUCAUUCUGAGAGAUUGUGCAUAUUGUGGAGUCUGUAUGGAUGUACAUUUCAUGUCAAUUUCCAAAUGUCUUCUCAAUUUACAGUUAUUGUAAAGAAAGACUGUACAUAUGCUGCAGACUUAAAUGUUAGCACUGUUAAAGGUUUAAUUUUGAAAAACUGAAUUGAUCCAAUGCAGAAUUUGUAGAUUAUGUGCUACGGUGAUGUAGGAUUUUACAAGUCAACGUUUUUCAUUUAGUCAGGAAACAUCACCACAUCAAAUGUCAUCAGAAAUAAACUAUGUAAACACUUUUAUGUUUAAUGAUAUAACUAAACUUGUUAUAAGGUAUUAUGAUAUAUUUAUAUUAUAUUUCAUUGAAUUUUGUUGUUGUUAAUGUACAGUACAGUACAGUACCAUUGCAAUAAACAGUUCUUUGUCAGCUGUGACAUACAUAUUGUCCUUUCAUUAACUAUGUCACUUUGAAAACAGAAUCUAAAUCAAGAUUUCCUGAACUUCCAACAUAAUUGAUUUUAUAGUUCAUCAUAAUGUAGUUUCCUAGGGUGGAGCAUCCGGCCAUUUCGGUGUCCAUAUAUACCUUCAUAAUGACAGAUGUACUUGUGAUGUUUCCUAAGGUAGGGACUGGAAGCCCUGGGUCCUCCCAUCCUCCGCAUGCCCUGUGGAUUCCAACAUCAUCUGUUAUUCGGAGUUUGGUAUGCAUGUAGGCUCUUAUUCGCUUGGAUGGUGGGGUUGCCUUGUGAUUUCAUUGUUUGUUCGUCAAGUCGAAGUCCCGGGUUCGAUUCCCCACAUGGGUACAAUGAAUAAAGCUCCUGACAUGAUAUUGCUGGAAUAUUGCUAAAAUCGGCGUAAAACCGUACUCACUCACUCUUAAACGCUUGUAUUGACCAUGUUUACACUACACUUUGUAUUAUCAGGGGAUUCCAGGCUUCUAUAAACUCCCUGGUAAUAGGCAUGUGAAAAUAAAAAAAAUAUAUAUACAUA
Molecule: messenger RNA, 2109 nt
Organism: Haliotis rufescens (red abalone)
Lineage: Eukaryota; Metazoa; Mollusca; Gastropoda; Lepetellida; Haliotidae
Product: immediate early response 3-interacting protein 1-like
Exons: 3
Coding region: 23-265 (80 amino acids)
Biological process (GO): endoplasmic reticulum to Golgi vesicle-mediated transport
Cellular component (GO): COPII-coated ER to Golgi transport vesicle; endoplasmic reticulum membrane; Golgi membrane
Source: RefSeq, a predicted model, not a curated record